AUGGCGGAGUCUGCCGCCCCUCAGGAGGAGGACUCUCCAACGUCCUUGCCCAGACUGCACGUCAAGGCGACGGCGGAGCAGAACUGCCAUCUUCAGGCCGCCUUUCUCGCCGAUGCUCACCCUACGGCGGAGACCAAGCAGAGCCUGGCCGACCUCACGGGCCUCUCGUACCGCUGGAUCACAGCCUGGUUCUCGCGCAAGAGGAGGGUCAGCGGGCUAGGAGUGACCCCUCCCGCCGCCCAUCGAACUGGGUCUUCUCGUUCAGGAGGCGGCCGAUCCUUCCACGAGCGUCUCGCCACUCAAGAUCACCCAUCGCCCGCUGGACUCGCUUUGUCUACCGCGUCUCCAGGCUUCAGCUUCACGCCUUCUGGCUGGCCCGGCCCUCGGCUCACAGGCCCUGGCACUCCUGGCAUCCCGCUCGGCUCUCCGCUUUCUCGUUCGUAUCCGCCGGCUUUGGACAUGGAUUAUUCGAUCUUUGACUAUGAAGAGGACGUGUCUACGCCUUCGCUCGCUUCGGGUUUCUCUACAACAUCGUCUCCCUUCCCUCUGACUCCGUUCUCUCUCGAUGUCUAUGAUUCGCCUAUCGAUAUCCUGCCUUCGAAAAGAGCGCUUGGGCGAAAGGAUAAGAAACCGACGGGUCUUCUUGGUGUUGCUGUAUCGGAUGUCCCUCGCACUGGACUCUCGAGUUCUACUUUCAUCGACUGGCAACAUGUACUAUCGAGCGACAACGAUACCAUUCCCGCUCCGCACUUUGGAUCGGGCAGAGGCCUCGCUACUGGUUCAGCCCAUGUUCCCUCGUACAUGCUGCCUGGUCUCACUAUCCCAAAUACAUGGCCGCCGAACGCGAGUAGCCCUACACCGGCGUCUUCCUCCCACCCAGCGACAAUGACAAGCUCGCCUGUACAGCCCAAGGUCACCCCGGUCUCAUAUCCUGUGCGACUAUCCGAAAUCAGGGCCGCGCACCGUCUGGCCUAUGUCAACUACCUCAACGCUAAAGGCACCGGCAGCGAAAAGAAACCAGUAUCAGCAUCAUCCCAUCCUUCACCAGUACUCGACCCUAUCUUAUCUCAGAUGCUUUCGUCCUCGUCUCCAGCUCCAGUCCGCAUCUCUACACCGAUCAAAAGGCCCGCCAGUGGAUCUUCUCUCUGUCUCUCGGGGCGGAAAAAGCCCCGUUUCAGCUCCGACGACAAAGAGAACUGGCCGCCAUCUUCGCCUUCGCCCGCCAUUGUGUAA
Molecule: messenger RNA, 1233 nt
Organism: Peniophora sp. CBMAI 1063
Lineage: Eukaryota; Fungi; Basidiomycota; Agaricomycetes; Russulales; Peniophoraceae
Source: the annotation of a GenBank genome assembly